UUCUCUCAACUGUGUCGGAUCCGGGUCAAAUCCGGGUCGGGUCAGAUCGGGUCGGGUCUCUUAUAAGAAGAGGAAAACCACUCACUCACUCUCUCUCUUUCACCCCCACGCACUCUUCUUUUUCUCUCUCUGACACAUAUCUUUUUCUCUCUCUAUCUAACCAUUUCUUUCUCUCUUUUCUGUUUUUGAAAGCCAAAGUGUCUCUCUUGGACAGUGAUGGAACUGCUUCAAGAGAUUUAAUUUACUUACCCACGAGAGAAGCCAAGCCAAGUUGAAGAGGAAAGAUUUGUUCUUUUGUCUUGUUUCUUUCAUUUCUCUUCACAAAGAUCUCAAAGAGAAGAACUUUUCAUUUGGGUUUGCUUUCUCAAUGCGUACUUGUACUAGUAGAGCUUGUGUUGUUGUUCAUGGUUUGAUGAUGAGAAGAAACAGAUUCUUGAUUUGAAGAAAUGGGGUUUGUUCUGUUUCUUGUGUUUAAGGGUUUUAUGGAUGGUUUGAUUCAAAGCUUUCACUGAGUCUUAUGGUGAGUGAGGAUUUUUGGGGUUUGAACAAAGGAGAUGGAGAAAGACGAGUUUGUACUUCCGGAGCUAAAGAGUUAUAGCUACUGUAGUAGCUGGAAGUGAAGAUUAAUUUUAUAGUUUGUACGGAAAAUUAGGGUUUUCAAAAGUUUGGUUUUCAAAUCAUGAAGCUGUCAACAUCUGGAUUGGGUCAACAGGGUCAUGAAGGAGAGAAGUGUCUGAAUUCUGAGCUAUGGCAUGCUUGUGCUGGACCAUUAGUCUCUCUUCCAUCAUCUGGUAGUCGAGUUGUUUACUUUCCACAGGGUCACAGUGAACAGGUAGCUGCUACAACUAAUAAGGAAGUUGAUGGUCACAUACCCAAUUACCCAAGCCUACCACCACAAUUGAUAUGCCAGCUCCAUAAUGUUACAAUGCAUGCAGAUGUCGAGACGGAUGAAGUCUAUGCUCAAAUGACACUUCAGCCAUUGACACCGGAGGAGCAGAAGGAAACAUUUGUACCGAUUGAGUUGGGGAUCCCGAGCAAGCAACCUAGCAAUUAUUUCUGUAAGACUCUCACAGCUAGUGAUACUAGUACACAUGGAGGGUUUUCUGUUCCUAGACGUGCUGCUGAGAAAGUUUUUCCUCCAUUGGAUUACACACUGCAGCCACCAGCUCAAGAACUGAUUGCAAGGGAUCUCCAUGAUGUUGAAUGGAAGUUUAGGCAUAUCUUUCGGGGACAGCCCAAACGGCAUCUCCUAACUACUGGAUGGAGUGUCUUUGUCAGUGCUAAGCGACUAGUAGCUGGAGAUUCUGUCAUUUUCAUCAGGAAUGAAAAGAAUCAACUCUUUUUGGGAAUACGUCAUGCCACUCGGCCACAGACUAUUGUACCAUCAUCUGUUUUAUCUAGUGAUAGCAUGCAUAUUGGACUCCUUGCUGCUGCUGCACAUGCUUCUGCAACUAAUAGCUGUUUCACUGUUUUCUUUCAUCCAAGGGCUAGCCAAUCUGAGUUUGUGAUACAACUUUCCAAGUACAUUAAAGCCGUUUUUCACACGCGUAUUUCAGUUGGGAUGCGCUUUCGCAUGCUCUUCGAGACAGAAGAGUCGAGUGUCCGCAGGUACAUGGGUACUAUAACUGGUAUCAGUGAUCUAGAUUCUGUUCGUUGGCCAAACUCUCAUUGGCGGUCUGUCAAGGUUGGCUGGGAUGAAUCGACUGCAGGGGAGAGACAGCCAAGGGUUUCUUUAUGGGAGAUUGAGCCUCUUACUACCUUUCCUAUGUAUCCAUCUCUGUUUCCUCUCAGACUAAAACGUCCAUGGCAUGCUGGCACAUCAUCAUUACCUGAUGGAAGGGGUGAUUUAGGAAGUGGUCUAACAUGGCUAAGAGGAGGAGGUGGAGAGCAGCAAGGUUUGCUUCCUCUAAAUUAUCCAUCUGUUGGUUUGUUUCCAUGGAUGCAACAAAGGCUGGAUCUCACUCAAAUGGGGACUGAUAAUAAUCAGCAAUACCAAGCAAUGUUAGCUGCUGGAUUGCAGAACAUCGGCGGUGGAGAUCCUCUUAGACAACAGUUUGUCCAGCUGCAAGAGCCUCACCAACAAUAUCUUCAACAGUCAGCUUCCCAUAAUCCUGAUUUGAUGCUUCAGCAGCAGCAGCAUCAACAAGCGCGCCAUCUCAUGCAUGCUCAAUCCCAGAUUAUGAGUGAGAAUCUUCCGCAGCAGAAUAUGCGACAAGAAGUUAGUAACCAACCAGCUGGACAGCAGCAGCUACAGCAAGCGGACCAAAAUGCAUAUCUUAAUGCUUUCAAAAUGCAAAAUGGCCAUCUUCAACAGUGGCAGCAUUCGGAGAUGCCGUCACCUUCAUUCAUGAAGUCAGAUUUUCCUGACUCAAGCAACAAAUUUGCAACAACUGCUAGUCCAAUGCAACAGAACUCUGCCUCUCCGGCUUCUGGAGAUGGCAGCAAUCUUUUGAAUUUUUCUAUAACCGGUCAGUCUGUACUGCCUGAGCAGUUAACAACAGAAGGUUGGUCUCCAAAAGCAUCCAACACUUUUUCUGAACCGUUGUCACUUCCACAAGCCUAUCCUGGGAAAAGUCUUGCUCUAGAACCUGGAAAUCCCUCUCUUUUUGGUGUUGAUCCUGACUCUGGACUCUUCCUCCCCAGUACGGUUCCUCGCUUUGCUUCCUCAUCAGGAGAUGCUGAAGCUUCCCCUAUGUCACUAACAGAUUCAGGAUUUCAGAAUUCCUUAUUUGGCUGCAUGCAAGACACUCAUGAGUUAUUGCAUGGAGCUGGACAGAUUAACCCGUCCACCCAAACCAAGAACUUUGUAAAGGUUUAUAAAUCUGGUUCGGUUGGGCGUUCACUAGACAUCUCCCGAUUCAGCAGCUAUCACGAGCUGCGAGAAGAGUUAGGGAAGAUGUUUGCUAUCGAAGGGUUGUUGGAAGACCCCCUUAGAUCAGGCUGGCAGCUUGUAUUCGUUGACAAGGAAAAUGAUAUUCUUCUCCUUGGCGAUGACCCGUGGGAGUCAUUUGUGAAUAACGUUUGGUACAUAAAGAUACUAUCGCCGGAAGAUGUGCAGCAAAUGGGAGAUCAUGGUGAAGGCAGUGGUGGGUCAUUCCCGCAAAACCCGACCCAUCUCUAGAAGCUGUUUGGGUGUAGAUCCUAUAUCCUGCUACAUUGCGGGAGCCUUUGUUUUCGUUUGAAGACACUUCCACUGAUCUUUAUAUGCCAUUCGUUCGCAUCUCUCUCAUUUUGACGUUUUUAGAAAGAAACAUAAUCAUAUUUGUGAAGUAUGGGUCCUGAAACUUUUGGGCGUACUUUAGCUUGUAUUAGACAGACACUCUCGUCAUAAACAUAAGAACCUUUAUUAGUUGUCUCAGGUAACUAAACUUUUCUAGUAUUUUGUUC
Messenger RNA from Arabidopsis lyrata subsp. lyrata, 3387 nucleotides. RefSeq names its product auxin response factor 8. The coding region runs from base 680 to 3121 and encodes 813 amino acids. Gene Ontology annotation, cellular component: nucleus. Gene Ontology annotation, molecular function: DNA binding; protein binding. Gene Ontology annotation, biological process: response to hormone; regulation of DNA-templated transcription. The record is from RefSeq and is a predicted model, not a curated record. NCBI's taxonomy places the organism in Eukaryota, Viridiplantae, Streptophyta, Magnoliopsida, Brassicales, Brassicaceae. The transcript is spliced from 14 exons.